Messenger RNA from Chrysochloris asiatica (Cape golden mole), 5064 nucleotides. RefSeq names its product ATP-binding cassette sub-family A member 3-like. Gene Ontology annotation, cellular component: intracellular membrane-bounded organelle; membrane. Gene Ontology annotation, biological process: lipid transport; transmembrane transport. The record is from RefSeq and is a predicted model, not a curated record. Gene Ontology annotation, molecular function: ATP hydrolysis activity; ABC-type transporter activity; ATP binding. Bases 1 to 5064 code for a protein of 1687 amino acids. The transcript has 30 exons. NCBI's taxonomy places the organism in Eukaryota, Metazoa, Chordata, Mammalia, Afrosoricida, Chrysochloridae.
AUGACACAGUUCAAACACUUACAACUUCUUCUCUGGAAGAAUUUUCUCCUAAAGAAGCGGAAGCCUCUGAUUACAGUUCUUGAGGUCUUGAUGCCAUUACUAUUUUCUACAAUUGUGAUGUGUCUUCGUUUCAAUAGUCUGCCAAGAGAAAUCCCUCCUUCUAAUUACCUGCCAACUGACGUCAGUGUGCUGCCAGGAUUCUUCUACCAUUACCCUUUGAAACGUAGAUUUCAACUUGUUUACAUCCCUUCAAAAAGUGAAAGUCUGAAGAAUAUCACUGAAAUGGUGGAGGAGAGCUUUGAUGUUCAUUUUGAAGUUCUAGGAUAUGAUUCAGAUACUGCCUUUGAAAGUUACAUAAUUAAUGAUCCCAAUGCUUUCUACACAUUGGCUGGAAUUACUUUUCAUCAUAUGUUCAAUGACAGCAAGGAUCCCUUGCCCCUCUCGGUCCGGUAUUCCUUGCGCUUCAGCAACAUCAUGAGGAAUUUUCUGUACCUGAAGGCAAUAGCCCCCCAAGAUCAUGUGGGAGGCUGGAGCACAUCCUUUCUUUAUCCUCCUCACCCAGGACAAGAACCCCGGGAGUACGCAUUUAAUGACGGCGGAAGUCCUGGAUACCACAAAGAAGGCUUCCUAGCCAUACAGCAUGCAUUGGAUAAAGCCAUCAUGUGGCACCACGCUAAAGAUGCGAUGACCAACAUGUUUUCAAAAGUCAGUGUGCUCAUCAAAAGGUUCCCCCAUGGGUCUUACAUCCAGGACAACUUCUUCCUGGUCCUGCAGAACGAGUUCCCACCACUCCUCAUGCUCAGCUUUAUCUGCAUUGAACUCACCAUCAUCAACUCCAUCUCCCUGGAGAAAGAGAGGAAGCUGAAGGAGUACAUGAGUAUGAUGGGGCUGCGCAGACGGCUGCACUGGGUUGCUUGGUUCAUCAUGUUCUUCAUUUCCAUCUUCACUGCUGUUUCUUUCAUGACAGUGUUCUUCUGCACAAAGAUGCCUGACGUGGCCGUGUUCAACAACAGUGACCCUACGUUGAUAUUUAUUUUUCUAAUGCUUUUUGCCACUGCCACACUUUUCUUUGCUUUCAUGGCCAGCACGUUCUUCACAAAAGCCCACGUUGCAACGGCUGCAGGAGGCAUCAUCUUCUUCUUCACCUACCUGCCGUACCUGUACAUUACUUUCAGCUACACCCAGAGAAGCCACCUCCAAAAGGUCAUCUCUUGUCUCUUCUCAAACGUCGCCAUGGCCCUGGGGAUCCGAUUCAUAUCCUUAUCAGAGGCCAAAGGUGAAGGCAUUCAGUGGAGGAACCUCGGCAGCGUCAACGCCGACUUCAACUUCACUCAUGUGCUGCUGUUGCUACUGCUGGACACCUUCCUGUAUGGCCUGGUAGCCUGGUACCUGGAGUCCGUCUUCCCAGGGCAGUAUGGCACAGCCAAGCCCUGGUACUUCCUUGUCAUGGGUGUCCACACCACACACCGCGCUGGACAACGGGACUCCAUGGAGUCAGGCUGGCCCUUGGAGGAGGUCUCUGGGAGUCCACACUGGGACAGGGGCAGCGUCACUGACCCCACCCCCAGAGUCCCCCCUGUGUUUCAGACAGGAAGGAACCGGAGCACUGCGGUCAAGGACCUGACGAUGAAUCUGUACAGGGGGCAGAUCACUGUGCUCUUGGGACAUAAUGGAGCAGGGAAGAGCACCACCUGCUCUGUGCUCACAGGUCUCAUGCCUGCUUCAAGCGGAAAGGUUUAUCUCAACGGCUAUGAAAUCUCAGAUGAUGUAGAUGAAGCUCGAAAGAGCCUGGGCUGGUGCCCCCAGCACGACAUCCUGUUUGAUGACCUAACAGUGUCCGAGCACCUGCUCUUCUAUGCUCAGCUGAAAGGCCUGUCACUACAGAAGUGCUGGGAGGAAGUCAGGCAGAUGUUACGCAUCCUGGACCUGGAGGAGAAACAGUCCUCCCUAAGCAAGUUCCUCAGCGGGGGCAUGAGGCGCAAGCUGUCCAUCGGCAUUGCUCUGAUCGCAGGCUCCAAGGUGCUAAUGCUGGACGAGCCCACUUCGGGCAUGGACGCCAUCUCCCGGAGGGCCAUCUGGGAUGUGCUCCAGCAGCAGAAGAAUGACCGCACCAUCCUGCUGACCACCCAUUUCAUGGACGAGGCUGACCUGCUAGGGGACCGCAUUGCCAUCAUGGCCAAGGGGGAGCUGCAGUGCUGUGGGUCCUCACUCUUCCUCAAGCAGAAAUACGGUGCCGGAUACUACAUGACUCUAGUGAGGAUGCCUCACUGUGAUACAGAGAAGGUCACCCAUCUGGUUUACCAACACAUUCCCAGCGCCAUCUUGGAGGCCAGCUUCGGAGAACUGACGUUCAUACUUCCGAAAAACAGCACCCACAGGUUUGAAGCUCUCUUUUCUGAGCUGGAGCUGAGGCAGGAGGAGCUGGGCAUCUCCAGUUUUGGGGCCUCUGUGACCACCAUGGAGGAGGUCUUUAUUCGGGUAAAUAAAUUGGUGGAAUCCAGCACAGACACCCACUUCAGCAAGCUUGCCACAACACAAUCACAGCUCCUGGUUAACAACAUUCCUGUGGACAAAAUUAAACAUUUCCACACAGAGCUCUUCUCAGGGCAGACUAGCUUGUGGAUGACGCCCAAUACCGGGUUCCAUCUUCUCUGCCAACAAUUCUAUGCCGUAUUCCUGAAAAGGAUGACCUAUUCUUGGCGCAACUGGAUGAUGCUGCUGUCUAUUAAGGUCCUGGUGCCGCUGGCGAUCGUUGUAUUCAGCCUCAUGUCCUUCAACCUCAAGACCCUGAGUCUGGAAAACGUCCCCCUGGAGGUGACUCUGCAAACGCAUGGCCAAACCAUUGUGCCGUUCUUCAUUUCUAAGGAUUCCAAACUGGGCUCACACCUCUCCGAAAGUUUUGCCGCAAUGCUGGUGGCCGAGUUACAGACCCCUCUGGAGGUGCAAGGUCCCAUAGAAGAGUUCCUACUGCUGAAGAAAGAGGAAGAGUCUGAGGGCUUUGACACGCGCUAUGUGGUGGCAGCCUCCAUUGAAGAUGUCAAAGGCCACACCUUCGUGACGGCUCUGUUCAACAACCAGGCCUUCCACUCCCCGGCCCUGGCCGUCACUCUGGUGGACAACUUUCUAUUUAAGCUGCUCUCUGGGGCCAAUGCUACCAUUACCCUCAUCAACCAUCCUCAACCGCAGAGUGCCAUGGAGGCCUCCGAGGACAUCCUCUACGAGGGUCUCAAGGUGCAUUACCUGGUUAUCAACCUGCUCUUUGGAAUAACUUUCCUGUCUAGCUCCUUCUCCAUAUUGACAGUGAAGGAGAACACCAACAAGGCCAAACACGUCCAGUUUGUCAGCGGCGUCCAUGUGGCGACCUUCUGGCUCCCCGCGCUGCUGUGGGACCUCCUCACCUUCCUGGUCCCCAGCCUGCUGCUGCUGAUGGCACUUGUACAUUACAAAGAAGAAGCCUUCACGCACGGAGAGAACUUCCUGGCCGCACUCCUGGUGCUAAUGCUCUACGGCUGGGCCAUCAUCCCCUUCAUCUACUUGAUCAGCUUCUGUUUCACCCAUGCCGGCAACGCGUUUGUGAAGCUAGUCAUCACACUCACCUUCCUGAGCAUCGGACCCUUCAUCCUCAUCUCCGUCACAAAUGAAAAAGAUCUGGGCUACAAAAGCAUCUCAAAGUCCUUGGAUGGUACCUUCCUAGUACUUCCGGGUCACUGCCUGGGAAUGGCAUUCUCCAACUUAUAUUACAACUUUGGAUUCCAGAAAUUUUGCAACACCAAGAAACUGAACAAAACCGAUUGCAUUGAAGCCUCAGAGGGAUAUGUGGUCCAAGAGAACAUCUAUGCCUGGGAGUCUCUGGGGAUAGGGAAGUAUGUGACCGCCCUGGCCAUCUCAGGACUGCUGUACCUCCUCCUGCUCUUCCUCGUUGAGACCAACACCUUGAAGAAGCUGAGAGCCAGGGUCUCCACCUCCUUCAGGAAGCAACAUCUGGAGGAGGUUCACAGCCUAGCAGUGGUGUCUGAAGACCAGAAUGUGGCAGAGGAGAAGAGGGUGAUCCAGCACUCAGACUGGAGAAAGCUGUGUGAGCUGAGCCCACUGGUAGUUAAAGAAAUCUCAAAGGUAUACUUCACGGACAUGCCCCUGCUGGCUGUGGACCGGGUCUCCUUCACUGUCCAAACAGAGGAGUGCUUUGGCCUUCUUGGCAUCAAUGGCGCUGGGAAAACAACCAUCUUCAAGAUGCUGACCGGAGAGGAGCUGACCACUUCUGGGGAUGCCUUUGUCCAGGGCUUCAGCAUCAACUCUGACCUCCGGAAGGUACAGCAGCGCAUCGGCUACUGCCCUCAGUUCGACGCCCUGCUGGACCACAUGACUGCGCGGGAGACGCUGGUCCUGUAUGCCCGGCUCCGAGGCAUCCCUGAGCGCCACAUUGGAGCCUGCGUGAGCCAAAUGCUGGAUGACUUAUUCUUGCACACGUUUGCUGACAAGCUGGUGUGUACCUACAGUGGCGGUAACAAGCGGAAGCUGAGUGCCGGCAUCGCCCUGAUUGGAGACCCUGCGGUCAUCUUUCUGGACGAGCCGUCCACCGGCAUGGACCCUGUGGCCCGGCGCCUGCUCUGGGACAUGGUGGCACGGGCCCGUGAGUCCGGCAAAGCCAUUCUCAUCACCUCCCACAGCAUGGAGGAGUGCGAAGCCCUGUGCACGCGGCUGGCCAUCAUGGUGCAGGGCCAGUUCAAGUGCCUGGGCAGCCCGCAGCACCUCAAGAGCAAGUUUGGCAGUGGCUACUCCCUGCGGGCCAAGGUCCGGGCCGAUGUGCAGAAGGUGGCGCUGGAGGAGUUCAAGGCCUUUGUGAACCUGACCUUUCCAGGCAGCGUCCUGGAGGAUGAACACCAGGGGAUGGUCCACUACCACCUGCCCAGUCAUGGCCUCAGCUGGGCAAAGGUGUUUGGGACCCUGGAGCGAGCCCGGGAGGAGUUUGCGCUGGAUGACUAUGCGGUCAGCCAGGUCUCCCUGGAGGACAUCUUCCUGAGCUUCGCCAGCCCUGUGCCCCACACCCAGGGGUCAGACAUGUGA